Molecule: messenger RNA, 5741 nt
Organism: Coturnix japonica (Japanese quail)
Lineage: Eukaryota; Metazoa; Chordata; Aves; Galliformes; Phasianidae
Gene: MOK
Product: MOK protein kinase
Biological process (GO): protein phosphorylation
Molecular function (GO): protein kinase activity; ATP binding
Source: RefSeq, a predicted model, not a curated record
CCCGGCCGGGAAGCGGCAGGCACGAAGGGCUCGGGGAGCUGCGGAGUCGCAGGAUGAACAAAUACAGACCAGUCUGUAAGAUAGGAGAGGGAACGUUUUCUGAUGUUCUGAAGAUGCUGAGUCUUAAAGAUGGAAAGUACUAUGCGUGUAAAUGCAUGAAACAACACUUUAAAAGUAUUGAACAAGUGAAUAGCCUGUGUGAAAUACAAGCCCUGAGGAGGUUGAGUCCACAUCCUAAUAUCCUUACGUUACAUGAAGUUGUUUUUGAUAGAAAAGCUGGCUGCCUUUCACUGAUAUGUGAACUUAUGGAUAUGAAUAUUUAUGAGCUGAUAAAAGGACGGAGAAAGCCAUUACCUGAAAAAAAAAUAAAGAACUACAUGUACCAGUUAUGCAAAUCUCUCGAUCACAUACAUAGAAAUGGGAUAUUUCACAGAGAUGUGAAACCAGAAAACAUAUUAAUAAAGCAGAAUACCCUGAAGUUGGCAGAUUUUGGAUCCUGUAGGAUGAUAUACUCAAAGCAGCCAUACACAGAAUAUAUCUCCACACGCUGGUACCGAGCACCUGAAUGCCUGCUUACAAAUGGCUACUAUAGCUACAAAAUGGAUAUAUGGAGCGCUGGCUGUGUUUUCUAUGAAAUCACAAGUUUUCAGCCUCUCUUUCCUGGAUCUAAUGAUCUGGACCAAAUAUCAAAAAUCCACGAUGCCAUCGGCACUCCUGCCAACAGGACUCUCAACAAGUUCAAGCAGUCAACAAUUCUGAAUUUUCAUUUCCCUUUUAAAAAAGGAAAAGGAAUACCUCCUAUGGCGCACAGUUUACCUGCUAAGGGAUUAACUCUCCUGUAUGCAAUGAUAAAAUACGAUCCUGACGAGAGAAUUGCUGCCCAUCAAGCACUGCAGCAUCCUUAUUUUCAGGAGCUCUGGGCAGCUGAUAAACAAGCUUUGGCCGCACAGAAAAAAGUAAAAACAGUAGGACAAGUACCUCUGCGUUUGUGGCAAACUUCAAAGGGAACUCAACGAGAGCAUUCUCUUAGGAAAGCCCAGGAUAAAGCAAAAUGUCAGCAUGGACUUCCUUGUGGAGAACUGCCAAUGCUCAGCCCUUCUGCAGCAGCAAACCUGCCUCCCCCUUCUACACCUGCUUCACAUUCAGUUUUUCCUGCAGCUGAGGAAAGCGGUGAAGUCUCUGUGCUGCAGUCCAUUAGAUCAAUCGGAUCGAGUAUGGAGCAGUCUGAGAAAAAGAAGACUUGUAAGUCUUCGCUGAAACAUUGCCACUUACCUGCUAUAGGACGGGGAGGAGGAAGUUAAUGACCACUUUUAAGAACCCGAUGGAAGAAGGGAUUGGUUAAAAAUGACACAAGAGGAUUUGCUGAGGUUCAGUGUUAGGAGUGGAAUGUUACCUACAAAAUACAAGUUUCCGUAUUAGAUAAUAAAUGACCACUAACUUCUGGAAGGUAUUUACCUCCUGUAUUUAAUGACUUCAACCUCAAGCUUUACUGAGAACUUGCAGAUUAUGCAAACAUAUAUUUGAUUAUGAUACAGUUAGUGUAACUGGUCAGUGUUUUUAUAUACCUACCAGUUACAAGGGUAAGCAACUUUUUAUCUGGUUCAAAAGCAAACCAGCUGAGACUCUGCUCACAUACUUGUCUUAGUGGAGGAAAUGCAGUUUGACAGUAGGUCAGAGAAAAGGGAGACUUAAACAGCAGAAUGCAACAGCACAGGUAGAAGCUGUUUCUCAUUGUAGUUUGAAAGUCAUACUGGGUGAAGGUCAUCUUUCUCCUACUUCUAAGUAGAAAAUAAUUCCUAACCUUGAUUAUAUCAAAAGUGAGUGUGAGUACAUGAAGUCACGGUGACCAGCUGAGUUCUACUGUCCUGCUACUGAUAUUCAUCUUUGUAUGUUAGAAGUUCAUACUGUUCAGACCAAACAGGUGGAGAGCUUUAACAGCAAUAAGGCAAUCCAACAUUUGUUUGAAUUUCUAGCAUUGGUUUAGACACCAAAAACAAAUAGGAGGUGUGAUGCUAAGCUUGGCAAGGACUGCAGCUCUACAGGCAACACAGUAUGAACAGUCACCUCUGACUUAUUACAGUUUUUGCUUUGAGCUUAUCCAGUGGUUUGUGCUUUUUUCCUCAGGAGCAGAUGAUGAAGAGAAAAGGUUAUCAGACUUUGUGUAUCAGCAGCAGUUUUCUCUCACAUCAGUGUUUGGGGCUGUUGGUCCGUUAGAAUGGAAAAGAAGCAGACUGCUUUUGCUAUGAAAAUUGGGUAUUUCAUAUGAAGCUUUACUGUGGAAUGUUUUCUUCAUUUAUUUUAAGCUUUCAGGUGGAUUUGGCACAUUUUGGCGCAUGCGGUGCUUCGCAGACAGUUAUUUAAUAACAAGUUCCUUACUAUUCUUCUGGAAACCAAAUAUAGUUCUCUGACUGUUGGAUUAGGGGGCAAACAUGAGUUUUCCCACUUGCUUUCUAGUUAAAAGACAUUCAACUUUAAAAUAUAAAUUGGCAAGUGUUGUUCCUAAAGUUCUGCGCUGAGAUGAUGUGUUUCAUUAUUUGCUUUAAGCUGUCAUUAUUUCUUUCCUACCACGUUAAGAGCUACACCUUUUGUAAACCUCUGCGUUAUUUCCAGGUUAAGUUGUUUUCCUCUUCCUCCUAAAAUCAGUUUUUCCACAGUGGAUGAAGGAUGGGGGGGUGGGAGGCUUCCAGGUGAUGGCCAAGUGGGAGAGAGACUGCAAGACACCAAAAGCACUUGUGGACUCCUUGAACGCUGUUCAACUACGACUGGUAGCAGGAUGUGCUCUGCGAACAGGUCUGUAAGUAGCUGCUGUUAUUACCUGAUGUUGGAUGUUGUGGUCCCUACAGCACUGUUAUGUGGGUUGUUUAUUUUCCCUACAGCUUUCCCUACAGCUGUUAAAUCACAAAAAGCCUUUUAAAGGCCUUUAUUACAUCAUUUCCUCAACUGUUUCACUUUGACUCAGGCCAUAUGAAGCACUCAAACAAAGAAUUCUCCUCCAGGGAGACAGAUACGUUAGUUUCUGGUGACGAGGUUUAUCUGUAUUUUAGCAGUUAAACCCAACACGUUAAUAAAGCAGAACUUCUGAACAAUAAUGCUGCUCAGUUUCAGUAUUUUCCCCAUUCCCAGUAUUUUAGGAAGCCCCAAGUAUAUGAGAAUUGUAAAGUAUGGUUCUGCCUUUAAAUGAAGUAGAUGAUCCAAAUGCCAGUUUAUAAAUACAUCUGGCACUUCCUUACAUGCCAUCUGCACAACAAGAAUGAGUGAUGCAGAUACAAGCAGCACAGCUGUUUUUCUCCAAGUUUUCAUUCCUCUCCUGCCUAAAGGUGCCUAAUGGUCACUCGCAGUUAAAAGCGUUCCACCCAGCUCUGUGCAGGGAGCAGGACGGGCAGUUGGUGCUGAAUUAUGGCCUUGUGCAGAGCCUGUGCCUGCUGUCAGCUACAUCCACUCUCACACUUGUGGCCUCAGCUCUGCUGACCCAAUCUGCAGCACUGGCCAAGAGGCUGCGUGUUUCUGCACGGCACUAAGAGCUGCUGGGGACACGGGUUAUUGCUGGGGCUUGAUAUAAGGCAGCAGCUCUCUGUCUUUUAUUUCCAAAAAACAGUUUAAGUGUUUUGUUACUAGCUGACUUAAAUUUGUGUUUAGAUAAGCAGCAUUAAACUAUACGAAUGUGUGGAGAGGUAUUUCUGUAAUAGUUAUCCCCCUUUAAAACUGCUUAAUUGUAAACAAGGUGCCUAUAAAAGGGAGCAAUAAGUGUCUCAAAGCCGUGUCUUCUGUAUGCUGACACCAUUCUAGUUUGCCAGGUCAGAAGGUGGCUGUGUCUGCGCCCGCUGGAUUAUUCACUCCUCAACUCCCAGGACAAACAGGCAGCAUUAUGUGCUUACCAAACCCUCACCCCACAAAGCCGUCUGUGAUGGGCUUCGAGAUAAACCACGGAGAACGAGAACGGACCAAAGUUACUUCAUUUUCCUAGUCAAAAUCCAGCCAUAUUAAACAUGAAGCAAUGUUCCAGGAUCUACCAGCUUAGUUUCUUACCUCAAAAACAAAGUUCCUGUGACUCAGAUCCAUCAAACCAGACAUGUUUGGGCAGCAGUUACACACAGUGCAGAACUAGGGCACAUCUUCAGAAUCUACAGGAGCUCUUUCUUGCUUGGGUCCCAGAACUGAGAAGUCACAACUGAUGGAAGAAAACCCUGAUGACAGACAGAGGUGGAAGGGGGACUGGAUGGGCUGGGCUCAACACAGAGUCACUGCAUUUUCAGCAAGAAGAACAAGUUUUUUUGUUAUCAGUUAUGGAGUAACGAGAGGGCAAAGUUUUCAAGCAAACAAACUCCUGAAGCACUCCUGAUGACUUUUACCAACGACUGCAAAGCAAGGAAGACAAAACAGAACUCUAUAGUUCAUUUACCGAAGCCUUCUUCAGAAGUCAAUUAAAUCCAGCAACAACUAGAAGGUCUUUCUUGCAAGAAGAUUACAUCCACUACGCAAAAUUCAUGUGCCCUGGAAAAAGACAUCCACAAGGAAUUACUUCCAAUCUUUAAUAAGAAAGACAAAUGGAAAGCAAGAAUCAAGGUCAGGGCUUCAGGUGUGAAAGUUCUACAGCAUUCCAGGUAAGAAUUCCAGGUGGGUCCUGAGUAGCAAGAAGGAUUCUAUGGAGCUUUGCCACAGUAAAGAUGCUUUAGGAAGUCUUGCUUAGAAAAGACUGCUCCAAAAAAAAAGUUUUGGUACAAGAACUACCGUGUCAGACUGAUCUGUAACACAAAGGCUGUGGGACUGCAGUAUUUCUGACAACACUCUGCAUGUUACUACAAUCUCCAAAGUUCCUGCAUGGAAACAAAGGAUGAAGGGAUCAGAGCACAGCACUUUCUGUGGUGAAACCACCCUGCCUGGGCAGCUGGGCACUGAAGGAUGGAACAAAACCUGCAGCACCUCAUUAGAGCAACAGAAACUGCUGCCUAAUAGAUGCGACAGAGAAAGGGAACAAAGGAGAUAGUGCGGCUGCUGACCUGUGCUGAAGGGCACACACCACAGCUCAGCUUGGUUUAAGAGCAGGCCGCACUCAGCACGCAACAGAGACAAACCAAGAGAUGGUUCCAAAAAGUUCUGACAAUAAAUGCAGCCUUUUAUUAGCACUGUUAUUUUGUCAGCACGUGAUGCCAGCAGGGGGUGAGAAACAGAGCGGUUACAAAACUCAGAUCAGGAACUGGAUAAAACCACCUCCAUCACAACCUCAAAUAGAGCCCCAAGGAGGUGCUGCAUCACUGCUGUAACACUGGGGCUCUCCGGCAGAGGGCUGGGUUGUUUCUCUGCCAUCAGUUAGCAAGGCAGGAGCAGCACACACGCUGUUUCAGGGCACACUGCCACACCACAUUGAUCCACGCAUUCUCUGACGUCCCAGCACACCUAACGCUUUGAGUAUUUAGUAAAAACACUGAAGGCAUAUUGAUAGGCUUGCGUGGGAAUAAAAGGCUGUAACAAAUGCAAUCAAAAUGAUCCCCAUCCUAUUGCACAGCUCUCAGCCCUGUGGUCUCUUGGGAAGCAGCCCUUGCAAUUCCUGAGAUGGCAGGGAGUUGUUUGUCUUUUUCCUCAGAUGAUUAUACAAAACACAAAGUUUCCCAAUGGAAACAGUGCGAAAGAUCAGGAUGAGACACUGAAUGGAAAAAUACAUCAGGAAUAAAAGCCAUCAGUAACUAGAGAGUUGAUAUUUUCUUUAUAUAAAAUAGUAAAGAACCAACUGGAACCAAAGAUGU